Molecule: messenger RNA, 1328 nt
Organism: Erigeron canadensis
Lineage: Eukaryota; Viridiplantae; Streptophyta; Magnoliopsida; Asterales; Asteraceae
Product: geranylgeranyl transferase type-1 subunit beta
Exons: 11
Coding region: 101-1162 (353 amino acids)
Biological process (GO): protein geranylgeranylation
Cellular component (GO): CAAX-protein geranylgeranyltransferase complex
Molecular function (GO): CAAX-protein geranylgeranyltransferase activity
Source: RefSeq, a predicted model, not a curated record
ACCUGAAUACUUUUAUUGGGGUGGGUAUAUACGCGCAUGUCAAACUAAAAAAGACUGGUCGAGUAUCAGUUGCUGUAGAAUCACCGGAGGGGGGUUUGCCAUGGCAGAAGACGACAGUCAUAUACCUCCCGCCGAUGAACAAUUGUUCGAUCGAGAUCGGCACAUAAGAUACCUUGAAAUGAAUUACCAGAUACUACCGUCACUAUACGAAGCUCAAGAGAUCAACCAUCUUACUCUCGCUUACUUCAUCAUCUCCGGCCUCCACAUUCUCCGUGCUCUCGAUCGCGUUGAUAGAGAAGACGUUAUUAAUUGGGUUUUGUCAUUGCAAGCUCAUCCUACGAAUGAAGCUGAACCAAACAAUGGCCAGUUCUAUGGAUUCUAUGGUUCUAGAAGUUCUCAGUUUCAUUCUCUUAAAAGCGGGGCCGCCGUUCCCAAUAACAGUCACUUGGCAAGCACAUACUGUGCAUUGGCCAUAUUGAAGACACUUAACUAUGACUUUUCACUCUUCAACUGUAGUUCAAUUUUGAUGUCCAUGAAACAUCUUCAGCAGCCGGAUGGGAGUUUCAUGCCCAUUCACACGGGGGCAGAGACAGAUUUACGGUUUGUGUAUUGUGCUGCUGUUAUUUCGUCUCUGUUGGAUAAUUGGAGUGGCAUGGAUAAAGAGAAAGCCAAGAAGUACAUAUUGAGCUGUCAGUCAUAUGAUGGUGGCUUUGGACUAAUUCCUGGCCAAGAGUCACAUGGUGGUGCAACUUACUGUGCUGUUGCUUCUCUCCGGUUAAUGGGAUUCCUUGAAGAUGACCUCGUCUCUCGAUCCACAUCCUCUUGCAUCAUAGAUGUGCCGUUGCUUCUAGAUUGGUGCUUGCAGAGGCAAGCUAUUGAUGGAGGGUUUCAAGGAAGACCCAACAAACCUACCGAUACCUGUUAUGCUUUUUGGGUUGGUGGAGCUCUGAGGAUCUUAGGGGCUGGUAAAUUUAUCGAUGAAAGAAUCCUACGUGAAUUUUUGCUGACAUGCCAAUCUGAGUAUGGUGGUUUCAGCAAGUUCCCUGGGCAGUUACCGGAUCUUUACCAUUCAUAUUAUGGAUUUACAGCAUUCAGCAUGUUACAGGAGACUGGUCUCAACUCUCUUAACCUAGAGCUGGGCAUAAGUACCAUCACGCUAUGAUUCUAAUAUCAUAUGAAGCCCCUGAAAAUUUGGCGCAACACUUUUGUAAUGAUUUGUACACUGUAAUAUUGUAUUACACUUAUAUAUUGCAACACAAAAUACAGUGAUUUGACAUGAGGUUAUGUUUGGAUGAUAUCUAGUUUGUCCCUGGUGUUUGUUGUUUUAA